AUGCUGAAUGAGAUGUCACAGUACGUGACAACGUCCAUUAUUACCAGGUGGACUCUGUAUUACUCUCAUGUCAGUCUAUUAGAGGCGGCGAAUGAGGCUAAUGGCUUAGGUCGCCCUAUGGAUCUGCCGAUACCACCGGCACCCCAACCGUUCCACCAACAGACGAAGCAUCAGGAAGUGGUUACCCGCCGUGGUGUAAGCAGGCGCAGAGGCAACUGUGGUCACCAGGAGUUGAACACUGGAAAUGCUACUAGGCUCGAUCAGGACACCAUUCGGGAAGCAGACCAGGGUCGCCGCAGGAGAACUUCGCGGACCCAGCAGCAGGAGGAGAAGAGCGAUCAGGAGAGCGAAAGUGAAACUCGGCGCCGUUCCAGCACCGACAAUUGGAAUCGGAGGGAGACGUUCGUGGAACAUUAUAUCAAGUUGACGGAGGCCAAUCGACCCUAUGUGAAUGCAAUGCGGCCGGCACGAGCAUCGGGGAGAGUACGCGGAGGCAACACGCAAGACUUGAGAGAAAUAUUUCUAUCGCAGCGAGUGAGCAGGCACCCCGUAGAGUUUGCGGUCAACAGACCACAACCUACCACGAGAGCGGCCGACGAGGAGAAAGCACUUUUUGCGUACAAACAGGAAGAUGACCGCAAACAGAUUCUACUCGACAACCACCCACUGGCAGACACACUACUUCCCGAUUUGGGUUUGGUCCGUCGAUACCUGUCAUCUUUAGAGUCUAUGACGGCACAGAAGUGCCCAACUGGUGAGCCAUGA
Messenger RNA from Sphaeroforma arctica JP610, 765 nucleotides. RefSeq lists its product as hypothetical. The transcript has a single exon. Lineage: Eukaryota; Ichthyosporea; Ichthyophonida. Bases 1 to 765 code for a protein of 254 amino acids. The record is from RefSeq and is a predicted model, not a curated record.